UUAUCUUAUCCUAUCUCUAAUAUUAUCAAGAUAUUCUUAUGCUGGCUUUUCAAUUUUACCGAAUUUCACAUAACGAAAUUUUUCUCAACACCUAUUUCUCUCUCUCUCUUUCUCUCUCUCCCUCUCUCUUUCUCUCUUAUAUGUCAUUAAUAAUAAUGAAUUUGUGAAUUGUGCGAAUUUGCUUUGCGUUCUUCCUUAUCUUUGCCAAUGAACAAAUGUAAUUCGUUACUGCGCUCAAUUGCCAAUCGUUACGCGAGGAAACAGUAUCGAUCGAAUAGUACAAGUGAUUCGCACGCCAAACUUGAACCUAAAUUAAAACGGCGAAAAGUGACGUGGAAAGUUUCGUAACAUUUUGUCGAUUCCAAUAUCGAUAUGAUCCGUUGGGGAGGAAAAAUAGCCGUUGUUACCGGAGCAUCAGCUGGCAUUGGUUUGGCGAUAGCGGAAGCAUUUGUGCGCGGCGGGAUGAUAGUGGUCGGUCUUGCUAGGAGGAAAGCCGUGAUGGAAGCUAGAAUGAGUUUUACACAAGGAGAUGGAAAAUUUAUCCCAUGCGAAUGUGACGUGUCGAAGCACGAAAAUGUUCGAGAUGCAUUUCGUUGGAUUCAAAAUAACGUCGGUGUGGUUCAGAUUUUGGUGAACAACGCUGGCCUCUUUAUCCCAGGGAUAAUUGCCGACUCUUCGCGACAAGACUGGGAGAAAAUAUUUAACGUAAAUGUAAUGGGAUUACUCGAAUGUACAACCCAUGCCAUUAGAAUGAUGAAGGCCGCCGAUGUCGAGGGACACAUCAUCAAUAUCAACAGCAUUCAAGGACACCGACUGCGUAACGCACAUAGUCUGACCUUUAACGUGUAUCCGGCAUCUAAACACGCUGUCACAGCCAUUACCGCAUUACUCCAAGGCGAAUUGAUCGGUGGGAAAAUUCGUGUCACGAGUAUCAGUCCAGGAUACGUAGAAAAAACUGAAUUAUCGGAAGCAGCGAAGCUAGAUGUCGCCGGACUGAAAGUCCUUUCAACUUAUCCUGCAUUGGAGAGCAAAGAUAUCGCCGACGCGGUGGUCUACGUUGUCGAAACACCGCAACAUGUCCAGAUAACUGAAUUGACUAUUGCACCAUUCGGCGAGAUAAUGUAAGCUUCGAAGAAUAUACUGCAAGAUGAAUAUUUCGAUAUAUUAAAAUGUUACGUAGGCUGUAUAUUUUGUUUAACGCGCUACAAGAUGUUGCGUCUCCCUAGAUUAUCGCAACGAUCGGGAUUUACAUAUAUGGAAAUGUUAUUAUAUAAUACAACGUAG
This is a messenger RNA of Dinoponera quadriceps, 1284 nucleotides long. Its product is annotated as farnesol dehydrogenase-like. The record is from RefSeq and is a predicted model, not a curated record. Lineage: Eukaryota; Metazoa; Arthropoda; Insecta; Hymenoptera; Formicidae. Bases 373 to 1125 code for a protein of 250 amino acids. The transcript has 5 exons.